Messenger RNA from Microthlaspi erraticum, 2193 nucleotides. The record is from the annotation of a GenBank genome assembly. NCBI's taxonomy places the organism in Eukaryota, Viridiplantae, Streptophyta, Magnoliopsida, Brassicales, Brassicaceae.
AUGAAAGGAGCGACCCUCGUUGCUCUCGCCGCCACAAUCGGCAAUUUCUUGCAAGGAUGGGACAAUGCAACCAUUGCUGGAGCUAUGGUUUACAUCAACAAAGACAUGAAUCUAGCGACCUCAGUGCAAGGUCUAGUGGUGGCAAUGUCACUGAUCGGUGCAACAGUCAUCACGACUUGCUCAGGACCGAUCUCUGACUGGCUCGGGAGACGCCCCAUGCUGAUUCUAUCAUCGGUCAUGUAUUUCCUCAGCGGUUUGAUAAUGCUUUGGUCACCGAAUGUCUAUGUUCUCUGCUUAGCUAGGCUUCUUGAUGGUUUCGGCGCCGGUCUUGCGGUCACGCUCGUCCCUGUUUACAUCUCCGAGACCGCUCCUCCAGAGAUCAGAGGACAGCUGAACACUCUCCCUCAGUUUCUUGGCUCUGGUGGGAUGUUCUUGUCUUACUGUAUGGUUUUCGCCAUGUCCUUAAGCGAUGCUCCUAGCUGGAGAGGCAUGCUCGGUGUCCUCUCGAUACCUUCUCUCGUUUACUUGUUCUUCACCGUGUUUUAUCUCCCCGAGUCUCCUCGUUGGUUGGUUAGUAAAGGAAGAAUGGAGGAAGCCAAGAAGGUUCUUCAACAGUUAUGUGGCAGAGAAGAUGUUACAGAUGAGAUGGCUUUGCUUGUUGAAGGACUAGACAUUGGAGGAGAGAAGACAGUAGAGGAUCUCUUUGUGGCUUUAGAGGAUCAUGACAACCUCGAAACCGUUGACGAGGAUGGACAGAUGCGUCUUUACGGAACACACGAGAACCAAUCCUACAUUGCAAGACCUGUCCCGGAACAGCAAAGUCAGAGCUUGCUAGGUCUACGCUCUCGCCAUGGAAGCUUAGCGAACCAGAGCAUGCUCCUCAAAGAUCCACUCGUUGGUCUGUUCGACAGUCUCCACGAGAAGAUGCCUGAAGCUGGCGGAGACUCCAAGAGCGGGAUCUUCCCUCGUUUCGGAAGCAUGCUCAGCAACGCCGGCGAUGGCAAACCAGCUCACUGGGAGAAAGAUGUGGAGAGCCAGUUCAACAAAGACCAUGACGACUACGCGACUGACGAUGGUGCUGGCGAUGAUGACUCGGACAACGACCUGCGUAGUCCGUUGAUGUCACGCCAGACCACGAGCAUGGACAAGGACAUGAUUCCUCAUCCUACAAGCGGAAGCACGCUGAGCAUGAGACGGCACAGCACGCUCAUGCAAGGUGGGAACGGAGAGAGCAGCAUGGGGAUUGGUGGUGGUUGGCACAUGGGGUACAGAUACGACAAUGGUGAGUACAAAAGGUAUUACCUUAAGGAAGACGGCUCUGAGUCUCGCCGUGGCUCCAUCAUUUCUCUUCCCGGUGGUCAUGAAGCUGGAGGCAGCUACAUUCACGCUUCGGCUCUGGUGAGCAGAUCCGUUCUUGGUCCUAAAUCGAUGCAUGGAUCCGCCAUGGUUCCACCGGAGAAGACCGCUUCCGCUGGACCGCUCUGGUCUGCUCUUCUUGAGCCUGGUGUCAAGCGUGCGUUGGUUGUUGGUGUUGGCAUUCAGAUACUUCAGCAGUUCUCUGGUAUCAAUGGAGUUCUCUACUACACUCCUCAGAUUCUUGAACGUGCUGGAGUAGACAUUCUUCUUUCGAGCUUCGGGCUAAGUUCGAUCUCGGCGUCGUUCCUGAUCAGUGGAUUAACAACGUUACUCAUGCUUCCAGCGAUUGUUGUUGCCAUGAGGCUCAUGGAUGUCUCUGGAAGAAGGGCAUUGCUUCUCUGGACGAUCCCUGUUCUCAUCGUCUCGCUUGUGGCUCUCGUCAUCAGCGAGCUUGUCCACAUCAGCAAAGUCGUGAACGCGGCGCUGUCCACGACAUGUGUUGUGCUCUACUUCUGCUUCUUCGUGAUGGGCUACGGUCCGAUUCCAAACAUCCUCUGUUCUGAGAUCUUCCCAACAAGAGUCCGUGGUCUCUGCAUCGCCAUUUGCGCCAUGGUUUUCUGGAUUGGAGACAUCAUUGUCACCUACUCGCUCCCCGUACUCCUCAGCUCCAUCGGACUCGUUGGUGUUUUCAGCAUUUACGCAGCGGUUUGUAUUAUCUCAUGGAUCUUCGUUUACAUGAAAGUCCCUGAGACUAAAGGCAUGCCGUUGGAGGUUAUCACUGACUACUUUGCCUUUGGAGCUCAAGGUCAAGCUGAAGCUCCUUCUAAGGAUAUAUAG